CCCGCCGUGCCCGCAGUGCCCCCGGACCUGUCCCCCGAGGAGCGGCGGGAGCUGGAGUCCAUCCGGCGCCGGAAGCAGGAGCUGCUGGGGGAGAUCCGGCGCCUGCGGGACGAGCUCAGCGAGGCCAUCAGCGAGGUCGAGGGGCUGGAGGCCAGCGAGGGCAGCAAGACGCUGCAGCGGAACCGGAAGAUGGGGAUGGGCCGCAAGAAAUUCAACAUGGACCCCAAAAAGGGGAUCCAGUUCCUGGUGGAGCAGGAGCUGCUGCGGCACACGGCCGAGGACAUCGCCCGCUUCCUCUACAAGGGCGAGGGGCUGAACAAAACGGCCAUCGGAGACUACCUGGGGGAGAGGGAGGAGUUUAACCUGGGCGUGCUCCACGCCUUCGUGGACCUGCACGAGUUCACCGACCUCAACCUGGUGCAGGCGCUCAGCUCGUGGUUAAAAAUGUGGAAUUUUAGGCUUUUCGAUGUAAACCCCGCGUGUUUUGCGUUGUUUUCCCGCUGAAAUUCGGGAUUUUGGGUUUUCCCAGACACGUGCUACGUGCUCUCCUUCGCCGUGAUCAUGCUGAACACGAGUUUGCACAACCCCAACGUGCGCGACAAACCCUCGGCCGAGCGCUUCGUGGCCAUGAACCGCGGCAUCAACGACGGCGGCGACCUGCCCGAGGAGCUGCUCCGGAACCUGUACGAGAGCAUCCGCUCGGAGCCCUUCAAGAUCCCCGAGGACGACGGCAACGACCUGACGCACACCUUCUUCAACCCCGACCGCGAGGGCUGGCUGCUCAAGCUGGGAGGGGGGCGGGUGAAGACGUGGAAGCGCCGUUGGUUCAUCCUGACCGACAACUGCCUCUACUACUUCGAGUACACCACGGACAAGGAGCCGCGGGGAAUCAUCCCGCUGGAGAACCUGAGCAUCCGUGAGGUCGAGGAUCCGCGCAAGCCGCACUGCUUCGAGCUCUACAUCCCCAACAACCGGGGCCAGCUGAUCAAGGCCUGCAAGACGGAGGCGGACGGGCGCGUGGUGGAGGGGAACCACGCCGUGUACCGCAUCUCGGCGCCCACGCGGGACCAGAAGGACGAGUGGAUCAAAUCCAUACAGUGAGCCCGGAAUUCCCGGAAAAAAUUCCCAAAAUUCCCGAAAAUUAUCCGGGGGGUUUUCAA
Molecule: messenger RNA, 1160 nt
Organism: Lonchura striata (white-rumped munia)
Lineage: Eukaryota; Metazoa; Chordata; Aves; Passeriformes; Estrildidae
Source: RefSeq, a predicted model, not a curated record